UCCAAAUAACAAACACAAUCACCUUCUCUAUUUGCCUCCAAUUUGUCUCAAAUAGCAAAGAAAAAAGAAAUGGAGAUCUCAAAGCUUUCAAUUACCUUUAUUGUGUUCAUGAUCUUAGCCAUGACCCAUUCUUCGCUGGCCCAAAAUAAGCACAGGGAUAUCAUUCUACUCCACAACAGGGCCCGUGCACAAGUUGGUGUCCCACUCCCACGACUAAAAUGGAACAAGACACUUGCUGCCUAUUCCAAUAAAUAUGCAUCCACCAGAUUAGCUGAAUGCACUUUGGUGCAUUCACACUCACCCUAUGGUGAAAAUCUUGCCAUGGGCUAUGGCAACUUUUCGGCUGCGGAGGCCAUUAACAUGUGGGUCGGAGAGAAACCGAACUACGACUAUGCCUCCAACUCAUGCAAACAAGAUAUGUGCGGGCAUUAUACUCAAGUGAUCUGGAAAAACACUCGCCAAGUUGGAUGUGCAAGAUUGAAAUGUGAUAAUGGUGAAGCGUGGUUUGUGUCAUGCAACUAUUAUCCCCCUGGAAAUUACAUUGGCCAGAAACCUUUUUGAUUAAAUAAUUAAUUAAGAAGCAUGGUUUCAAUAACUUUAUAAUUAAUUUACUUUCAUC
Messenger RNA from Capsicum annuum, 619 nucleotides. RefSeq names its product pathogenesis-related protein 1B-like. NCBI's taxonomy places the organism in Eukaryota, Viridiplantae, Streptophyta, Magnoliopsida, Solanales, Solanaceae. Bases 70 to 561 code for a protein of 163 amino acids. The record is from RefSeq and is a predicted model, not a curated record. Gene Ontology annotation, cellular component: extracellular region. The transcript has a single exon.